AGGCAAUUCAAAAGCAGAUACCGACAUCAUCAAACGACGCUGAAAGUGUAGACAACGCCCUACUUGAAUGCCUUGUCCAGUGUUAUAAUGAGGCAGAUCCCGUGGGAUACCCGCCGACAGAUACUAUCUAUCAUGGUUGAGAAAAUAAGCUACAAGACUCUUUGCAUGUGGAUCCCGGAUCUGAGUCGAUAUCGCUAUCAAAUCGCCAAAAAACACUCACUAAUUCAUGGUAAGGGAGUGCCUGUUCCAAGACCGUGUCAUACGAGAAUGCAUGUUCCUCAAGAAAAAUUGGACCAUUUUAUUUGCUUCAUAACGAGCCAGCAUAUCAUCCAGGAUUUGCCCUUUGGCGAGAAGAAGCUCACCCUGUCGUCUAAUGAAGUAAUCACAGUACCCAAUGUUAUCAGGUCGAUGGUUCCAGAACGCAUUGUCAAACAAUAUCAGCAGUAUUGUUCAGAAACCAAAUUUAGUCCGCUAAGUCAGAGCACUCUUCUUCGAAUUUUAGAAGUUUGUACAGCAUCGGUUCGAAAGUCCCUACAGGGCCUGGAUUAUAUUACGGCCUCUGGUGCGAAAGRCUUUGAUGACUUGAUGGAAGCAGUUGAAAAGCUAGGAGAUCUGGGCAUUGGUAUGUCUUGGGCCAAAGAGAAGAAACAGCAGUUGGCGUUGUGCAAGCGUUAUCUGAAAAGUGACUAUAAGGUCCACAUUUCUAUGUCAUCUGAUGUACCAGACCACUGUCGAAAAUACGCUCUAAGCGAUCCAACCGCGAAAGAUUACCAGUGUGCAUGUGAUCACAUCUAUGAUGGCCAUUGUGCACGUUGUGACCUCUUGACUUCAAUCAUUAACGAAAUCGAGAAAUCACCUGACAAGAUAUCUGGAACCCAAGAUGAAGUAGACGAUUUAACCUUCACCAUUGAACAAGCAAAGCACAGCAUUCUUGCUUGGAAGUCCCAUCUACUUCGUUCCAUUAACCAGGAGGACGCAAGGCUUGACUUGAUAGAUAAAUUAGAUGAUAAAUCAGUCUUUUUAGUCCAAGACUGGGCGAUGAAAUAUUUACCCAGAAGGUAUCGUGAAAGCCAAAGGGAUUGGUAUGGAAAACGUGGGAUACCCUGGCAUAUCACUGUGGCGUUCAGACGUGGGCAAAACAACGAGCUCGAGAUGACCACCAUUGUUCACAUUUUUCAAUCUUGUAGCCAAGAAAGUGAUGUAGUCUUGGUUAUCAUGGCCGAUGUAAUGAGGCAGCUAAAAGGCGUUAUGCCCAACCUCGAAUCAGUGUAUUUUAGAUCAGACAAUGCAGGGUGUUAUCACUCGGCAUUGACCAUCGCCAACGCAAAAACAGUCGGGGGAAAMUUUGGUGUCAAUGUUCGAUGGAUGGACUUUUCCGACCCACAGGGGGGGAAAGGAGCCUACGACAGAAAAGCAGCGACUAUAAAAUCCCACAUGCGUCUAUUCCUCAACGCAGGCAAUGACAUUGAAACUGCUGUCCAGAUGAAGAGAGCAAUUGAAUCUUCAGGUGGAGUUCCAAAUGUUAGUGUCACGCUUUCGGGUUUGCCAGAUACAUCAGCUCUUAAAACUUUCAAGUGGGCGGGAGUCAGUUAUGUCAAUAACAUUGAGUACGGUGAAAAUGAGCUGCGCAUUUGGAAAGCGUACAAUAUCGGAUCUGGAAACCUCAUUUCUUGGAAAAGGUUUGCCAAAAAUUGUAAAGCUGAAAUACCGACUCUUCCGGUAAUUGAGAGCAGUAUGGCCCAAAAGAUCCAGUUCGCAGCGCCGAGGUCUGGAAAGAAAGUCAGUGACACACCAACAGAUAACGACRAAGAAGAGUCGGACAGUGAGYUCCCAGUCAACCCUUCAUUUGACAAACUCUUCUGCUGCCCCGAAGAGGGGUGCAUGAAAUCCUUUCAAAGGUAUUCUAACUUACAGUAUCACCUUGAAUGUGGAAGGCAUAAGAAGGUGCUGGAGCAGGGAACCCUGCAAGACAAGGCUAUGAUUGAUUAUGCAAAUAAGCUCGAACAAGGUAGUACCAGGUUACAAGAAGUUGCUGUUGGUUCUUCGUACGAUAAAGAGGUCAGCUCCAAUCUACCGUCUCUACCGAAGGGUUGGGCCCUAAAAACCACGCGACGAGGAACGUUCACGGCCGCCCAAAACGAUUACCUUCUUAAGAAAUUUAACAUUGGUAGAGAUACUGGAAGAAAACAAGACCCGUCUACUGUUGCUAAGGAGAUGAGGCGCGCAAAAGAUGCUGAUGGUAAUCGCUUGUUCCCUAAUAGGAAGGACUUUCUAACAAGUCAGCAAAUAGCAAGUUUCUUUUCAAGAAUUGCUUCAAAAAGCAACGUUGGCUUGAUUGCAGAAGAAGCUGCAGAAGAAGAAGAAGAWGAUGAUGAUGAUGGCGACGAGGAUGAAGGUGUAUGCAGUGCUAGACAGGAAAAGACAUUGGAAGAGUUGAGAAUACUAGUAACAAAGGAAAUAGGCCUCAGUCAUCCUAUYAUGUAUGACACACAURAUAUUUGCGAACUCCUUUCCAAUGGGAAACUCAGUGCUAAGUUCAGCGUUUCUGCAUUACGAGAUGCGUGCUUUUACUUCGACCUUGAUGUUUCUGAAAUCAAAGCCAAGCGAAAGAAACCGUAUGUCGACAAGUUGCAGCAGUUGGUAGAAUCGUGUACCUGUUAUCAAGCAAAGUUAAUUAGAUGAAUUGAAAAGCUUAUAAACCUAAUUAUGAGUAUGACGAGUGUGUUUURUUUUGUUUUYUAUCAUUCACACAUCAGUUCUCCUAAUAAGGCAUACUCAAACAGCGUGGGCUACCUGUGUUGUCGCGGAUCUCUUGAGCUUUCAGUGGCAUGACUGGAUUAAGUUUAAAUCAAGAAGUAGAAAAAAAAGAAAGCAGGCGAGUGUCGAGGAAAAAAGGAAAAGACAGUCUGCUUGUUGUUAUGAAAAUAUCUAAUUCUGCGUGAGGCAAUUUUAUUGGGGACAAAAAAAAGGCAAAUUAAUUCAGUGUUUACCGGGACUCUGUGCCGCCUUCACAACAAUUUAGUGUAACGCAAGAUUCAAGCUUCAUGAUCUUGGAGGUAAACAAACAGUUCAGAAAUCUUCCAAAUAAUAACUCGAAGUUCUAUAAAUAAAAGAAAUACUUAAUAUUCAUCGAUUUCACUAUUUUUUAAGACGAUCUUUAAAGAUUUUUGAAAUAUCGUGGCGAAUUUCUAUCAUGUCACGCAAUAUACAACGACCCAAAAAAUUGCUAAACAGCUGAUCAGAAAGCUCCACAGCAGCUCAUUCAAAAUAAAUUGCCCAGCGAUUUKUCUGCAUAUUUUGGAAGAUUAUUGUCUUAUAAAGCCUACAAGACAGUUUUUGAGCAAUUUGGAGGAAGAGCACAUAUAAAACGUAAGCGAUUUUCGGACCCUAUGAUUCGUUUACAAGCAAUUUGGCGAUUAUAGCUUAAAUUUGUAAUUUUUUCCAGACGAAAAUAAAUAAAAUUAUKGAAGUAUUUCAAUGCCAAA
Actinia tenebrosa (Australian red waratah sea anemone) is the source of this 3485-nucleotide messenger RNA. RefSeq lists its product as uncharacterized. Lineage: Eukaryota; Metazoa; Cnidaria; Anthozoa; Actiniaria; Actiniidae. The record is from RefSeq and is a predicted model, not a curated record.